This is a messenger RNA of Ochlerotatus camptorhynchus, 1383 nucleotides long. Its product is annotated as zinc finger protein 184-like. The record is from RefSeq and is a predicted model, not a curated record. The transcript has 2 exons. NCBI's taxonomy places the organism in Eukaryota, Metazoa, Arthropoda, Insecta, Diptera, Culicidae. Bases 1 to 1383 code for a protein of 460 amino acids. Gene Ontology annotation, molecular function: DNA-binding transcription factor activity, RNA polymerase II-specific; RNA polymerase II cis-regulatory region sequence-specific DNA binding.
AUGAAUGUGCCGAAUCACAUAGAUGAUUUGGACGAGUUACUCAACAGCACAUGGGAUCACAAAGCAAUGGAUCAACGCGACUACGAUGCGUUGUAUGAGGAGUUGAAUCAACCGCUUCUGCUCACUCCAGUUGCGUCACCAUCGAACGAGGAAGUUACGGCGUCGAAAGCGAGUGAAAAGUACGCUAGCCAGAACAAGCAUGAAGCGAAAAGUGGUAUGUUAACACCACAAGCGUCCCCUAACAUGUGCAACGAAAUAACGAUUCCUGUGAGCUAUCAAUCGUCUGAAGAAGUAUUCAUGACCCAGCCAUCAUUCUCUCCAACAUCGUACAUCCCGUACUACACACAUCAUAAUGAGUCUCCACCACCGGUGGCACAAUAUUCAACGGCUCCUACACAAUCGAACCAAGUGAUGUACGUGGACCAACAAGAAAUACCAAUAAUAUCACUCUCGGCCGAGCAGCCUCCAGCUGAUGUUAGUCCUUGUUGCGAAUCGUUGGAUUCAAUACAACCAACACCCGGAAUGAGUUGUGCUGAGUACCUCUCGUCAGUUCAAAUGUCUCCAAAUCAUCCAGACUCGAGCGAAUCUCCUCCAACAUACUACAUUUUGGUUCAAGAUCCGCAGAUAUCCACCAGCUGUGAGCAGUCACCGCCAUUUCAAAUCCUGCUGCAAUCAAAUGAACAGCAACAGAUCGUUGCACCAAGGGUUGCAUCUGUCCCAUCAGUUCCAGUCCCGUCAAUCUCAUCAGAUCGAACACCAGUUUUCGAGCAAAUUGAUCCCUCGGGAGAUUACGUGCAAAUACAGAACAACUACGUCCUUCCGUCCGACGGCACCGUCAAAGCCUUUCCGGUGGAAGAAAUCUACCGAGUCGACCGCCAGGAAGCCAAGAUAAAGAAGAAACCACGGAAGGCCAACAUCAACUACGGUACAGACUUUUACUGUCACAUAUGCCGGAAGGAAUUUGGCAAGCGAGGUAGCUUCCAACAGCACUGGCGACAGAAACACGCGGAUCCAAGGCCGUUUCGCUGCGAUACCUGCGGCAAAACGUACCUAACGGAGCGGGAUCUACGACAGCACAAGGAGAAUCACGACCCGACCAAGAAGCAGUGGAAGUGUACCGAGUGUGACAAUCGCUACAGGCACAUGAAGGAUCGCGAUCGGCACUACGAUUCGCAUCACGGAACACCGGGUCAUCCAUGUGUGGUGGAAGGAUGCGAUAAGGCAUUUGCGCGGAGAGAUCAUAUGCUGGCGCACCUAGUUAGUCAUAGCAACAGGAACAUGCGGGAGAUCAAGAAGGCGCAGGAAAAGGAAGAGAAGGAACAGAGCAAGGGAGGGAAGAGAGGUAGGAAGCGCAAGCUGGAAUGUGAAGGGAUUUGUGGGUGA